AUGCUAUGUCUUCCACUGAAGGAUAAUAUAGAGAGGAGAAAGAGAGAGAAGACAUUCCUACUGAAUCUGUGUCUUCAAGCAGCUCUCCAUGAGAAAGGAUCCAUACAAACAACUGUAGAGAAAGUGUUGUCACUGUCUAAAGUAUAUCGCUUUCAGAAAUGUGAUUUCCUGCUGGAUCUGUACUCACAUGUGAAGGACUAUGAGACUCAAACAGGCAGGAGUGUCUUUCCAGCAUUACAGCCAGUUUACCAGUCAGCCAGUCCUGCAGUCUGGUCCAUAGACCUCUCAGAGAGAAAGGCCUCCCUCCUCCUAGAAGUGCUGAAACUCCAACCAGAGAAGAAACCAGUAGAGCUGAAGGGCUGGUCAGAUGAAGAGAGUGAAGUGAGGAGUUUCCUUCAGUGUCUGUCCUACAUCUCACAGCUGAGUUUCUGUCCACGGAGGUCUGAUCCCUCAAAGCGGAUCAAGUUCCUGGUGGAUCUCCUGUCUCAAGCAGCAGAGUGGGAGGAGCAGACAGGAGAGAAGACACUGAAGCUGGUAUCAUCAGUGUGGACUUACAGCACCUUUCCUUUUCCAAAUGGAGACAAUUCUGAACAGAGUGAUUUCCUGCUGGAUCUGUACUCACAUGUGAAGGACUAUGAGACUCAAACAGGCAGGAGUGUCCUUCCAGCAUUACAGCCAGUUUACCAGUCAGCCAGUCCUGCAGUCUGGUCCAUAGACCUCUCAGAGAGAAAGGCCUCCCUCCUCCUAGAAGUGCUGAAACUCCAACCAGAGAAGAAACCAGUAGAGCUGAAGGGCUGGUCAGAUGAAGAGAGUGAAGUGAGGAGUUUCCUUCAGUGUCUGCCCUACAUCUCACAGCUGAGUUUCUGUCCACGGAGGUCUGAUCCCUCAAAGCAGAUCAAGUUCCUGGUGGAUCUCCUGUCUCAAGCAGCAGAGUGGGAGGAGCAGACAGGAGAGAAGACACUGAAGCUGGUAUCAUCAGUGUGUACUUACAGCACCUUUCCUUUUCCCAAUGGAGACAAUUCUAAACAGAGUGAUUUCCUGCUGGAUCUGUACUCACAUGUGAAGGACUAUGAGAUUCAAACAGGCAGGAGUUUCCUUCCAGCAUUACAGACAGUUUACCAGUCAGCUCCUGCAGUCUGGUCCAUAGACCUCUCAGAGAGAAAGGCCUCCCUCCUCCUAGAAGUGCUGAAACUCCAACCAGAGAAGAAACCAGUAGAGCUGAAGGGCUGGUAUGAUGAAGAGAGAGAAGUGAGGAGUUUCCUUCAGUGUCUGUCCUACAUCUCACAGCUGAGGUGA
Molecule: messenger RNA, 1296 nt
Organism: Salvelinus namaycush (lake trout)
Lineage: Eukaryota; Metazoa; Chordata; Actinopteri; Salmoniformes; Salmonidae
Exons: 4
Coding region: 1-1296 (431 amino acids)
Source: RefSeq, a predicted model, not a curated record